GCAGGCAGGGCGCUGCCUUGGCCGAGCUGCACCUCCCGGCACCGCUGGGCUGCUGCGGCCUCGCGCCCCUGGCACCGGCCCCCGGGCAGCUCUUCUGCCCAGCUGUGCGGGUGCGAGGAGAGGAGGGUGCUGCCUGCGGGUGCCAGGGCUCUCCUUGCACGGAUGGGCGGACGUCGGUGGCGCUGGUGCCCUAGAGCGCAAGGAAACCGUGGGCAGCGCUUGAGAGACAGAGGACGGGAAGGCUGUGGUUCCCUCAUAUUUGCUGGGAGGGAGUAUUUAGGGGCCCGUUUGCCAGUCCUCCAAGAUGUAGGAUUGUCUGCGUUACUGCCUACCGUGUAGGCACCUGGCAAACAAUGCUAUGCUGGAUGACUCAAGACUGGAGCUAUGGGGAGUGAUUCAAUACAGGGGAAUAUAUGUUUUCUCCAGAGGGCAAAAUCCUUUAGCGGAGAGAGGAGAUCAAGAGAAGUUAGAGCCCUAAUUGGGUUACCAAGGUUUGCAACUGGUCAGGAAAUGCAGUGCUUCAGCACAGUGGCAGGAGGUGCAGCAGGCUUCAGCUCCCUUCCAGCCUUUGCACUGAUGUGGGGCUCCUGGCAGCUGCAGAUAGGUGCCAGAAUGUAGCGCGGCGCCUUCGUCCACACCUGGCGAACUGGGAUCAGGAUGAAGCAGUGCCCCGGCAUCUGUAAUUGCCAUGUACUGCACUCUGCUCCCUUGGAGCUGGGGGGUUGAUCCUGGGGCUGAGCAGUCUUCUCAAGGCUGUAGGUUGACCCUUUCCUCUUGGUGGCGGGAACUCAGUUGCUGGAGCUCCACGUGUUGUGACUUCUGAAGAUUUAUUAGAGCAGUUAAGAUGAUGGAAGAAAACCCUUGGCUGUACCCCUGUGGCUUUAAGAUGGCAGUGACUAGUGAAGCUUGGAGGGCAUGGGAUCAAAACCCAUGAAAACCUGCUGUGCGUGUAUCAGUGUGGGAGACCGAAGAGGAGCUGGAGCAAAUCUCUAGCAAUCCCAGUGAGAAAGAGAAGGCUCUUUAAUAAACAAGGAGGGAAACCAAAUCUGCAGUGACUCCCCUAUGGCUGAGCCAACCCAGCUGCCUUUUUAAACUAGUCUGUUAAGCAAAAUGAAAAGCAGUGAGGAAACACAAUGAUGCUUAAAAAACUUAUUUUGUAGCCAUAGCUACCAAUAAAAAGCAGGUAGGAGAGCUACUUGGAAAAACUGGCUACCCAUAAAUUAGUAAGUCUAGCUCAGACGCUGCUUAGUAGAAAUUAGUAGGAGCCAGGAGGAAAGAUUUGAAUUCUGAGGUAUGGGUAGGAUUGGCUGUGGUGUCUGCUGAACUCCCUGGCAGUUCUUCCUGUAAUAGGAUGGAGAAACCCAGCUGUACCUGAUUUCUUUUUUAUUAGCAUAACAUUAAUCUUUUUUUCUUUAAAAAAAAAAAAAAAAAGGGAAAGGAACCUUGCUGUUAGUCCAAUCAUGUGAACUUCACACCUUAGUAAAAUAAUGGAAGAAAUGGUGAGGAUGAAUCUGAAAGUACUUAGAAGGUAAUUGAGCCAAAAAGAGAUAUUUUUAUCAAGCCUAAAUCAUUUCGAGUGACUUGAGAAUUUUUUUGAUGAAUUACAGUCCCCUUUUGGGUGAAAGGGGUUUGCUUUAGGUGUAUUGUGUAUAUCAUUUAUUAUAAUACUUCUAUAUGUUAUCUUUCAUGAACUCUUCAAAUAGCCUAAGAUCACCAAUUUUUAAGGUGUGUUAAGGUUGUGCACAUGUAGACCUGCACCCUUAAGGUGCCUUAAAAAUGGCUAAUGCUUCUUAAAUUGGCAUGUGCAGAUGCACCCAAUGAUACUUAAACAGAUGUGUAAUAGCUGCAUUUUUGAGAAAAAUAAUAUGUAUGAGUUAAAUAGUGGGAAAGAAGUUUGUGGCAGGGUUGAUAAUGCUAGGAGAAAUAUAAAGGUGAGAGCAGUCAGAAAAAUGGAUGUACUUGUUGCAAAACAACAUGGCCAAAAUGUCUGAGUGAUUUUUUGGUAUGCAUGGGUGGCUCGUGUCAUAGAGUUGACACAGCCUGUGUCUAUGGCAUGAGUACAACCUCAUCUGGAAUACAGAUCAUAAUAUGGGCAGUCCCUGACAAAGGCAGAAAGGAGAGGGGCAAGAGAGCAGAAAUGAGAUGGACAAAAAUCACUGGUUUCAUGGAAAAAUAUUUUUAUAUACAUUUAAAAAAAUAAACUUGUUUGAAAUUAAAUUUGAGAUUAUGGCAAUUAUGUUGAGGCUUUAACAAUCCAUUAAAACUAUAUCAAACAAAAAAGAUUCAACAAUAAGCCCCCCUCAAAGUUUUAUGAGUCAAAAGGUGCUGCUUUUCAAUUACCCAUGGAACUUGGGCAGGGUGGAGGGGGUGGAUCUUAUCUUUUGAAGUCGACUUAAGAGUUGUAGAUAUGUCCCAGUAUCAUGUACUGUGGAAAAUAAGUAUCUAUAUUGUUUUCAGCCUUUAAAAUGAGUGAAUGCAUUUAUAGUUUCCUACAUGUCCAUACUUUCAAUUUCUGUAUGUGCAGAAAAGUUAAUAUUUAAAUUACUUUUAGUUUACUUAAGUAGCAGGUUAAGAGAGAACAGUUUCCUCUUUUGGACUAGUUUAUUCAAUUUUAUAAACCAAUUGGGAGAUGAAAAAGCAAAAAGGCUUAUUUUCCUCUUCUGAUGUAUUAAUAGAAAUGUGGUUGAAGAGAAUGAGAUCUAUUCUAAAAUAUUGAAAGACUUGGGUCAGUUUUGCAAAAUAAACUAGGUAUAAAAUAAUGCAGAGAUGCCCAUUGGUUUUUUCUAAAGUACUUACAAGAUUUUAAAUGGGAGUUAGGUAACUAACCUACUUCCAACAUUUUUUUUAAAAGCCCACUAAACAAGUAACUAACAUCUUCAGGGAUCCCAAUGCUUUUCCUUCUGGUCACGACAGGCUAGAUUUUAAUUCUGAAAUUCACUAACUACACUUAAUAUUUCCUUUGUUUAAUAAAUCAAGUAGAUUUUUUUAUAAUUUUUUUUGAUUAUGUACUGAAUCCAUAUAAGGUAAUAUUGCUGAAUUAAAGACCAUUUAAAAUAUAGGAUAUGGUACAUUUUAAUUGAAUUUCAAUUUACGUCCAAAUGUUGCAUGACCCAAAUCAUGAGUAAAAAUAUCUAGUAAAUAAGUACAACAUUUGUCAUUUCUAUUUCAGGGGUGGCACAGGCAGCUUCUGUAUGUUGGACAUUGCUGACUGGGGAGGGAUGGGCAAAACUGGCAAAUAGAGCAGGGAACAGAAAGAGCAUCAGCCUGGGCAGGGAGCACAGGGCAGGCAGCAGAAAACAGAGCAGCAGAUCGGGCAGGAAGCACAGGACAGGCAACAGACAGCAGAGUGGCAGAUUGAGUAAGGAAAAGAGAUCAGAGCUGCAUUUGGGGAGUGUGAGGCUAAUUUUUGGCACACCUGCCAAAAAGGUUGGCCUUUGUUUUCUAUUUAAUCAUUUACAUUUAAAAAUGUAGACCUGGGUGUCCAGAUACAUGAUGUUAAGCUUUAUAAUUGCUUAAGUAAAUUUGAACAGAUGUAGUAUGUCCUUUGGACAGCUAAAAUAAGCAUCAAAUGCAGUGGAAAGGCUUUAUUUGGUUGCAAAUCAGUGUGUUUUUUGUUUGUUUUUUAACUAUGCCUGAUACACUGGAGCCCUGAUCUGUGACUGAAGCUCUUGGGUAUCAUGGGUACAUAAACAAAUAAGUAAUACUGGUAUUAAUGUUUUAAUGGCUAUGUCAGGCAUUGAGAAUUAACUUUUCUGUAGGGAAAUAACUACAAAAGAGGAAAUGCCAAACAAGAUUAAAGUCAAUGAUUACAAUGAACUUUCCUGCUUCUUGAUUUAAAUCAUGAUUAAAAUCAAAGAUUUAAUUCAAUCAUCCCCUCUGUUCAAGUAGCUGGACAGAUUGAGUUGUGAGGAAGGCUUAAAAGGGUAGUUAUGUAGUGCCUGUGUAGCAUUAUCUGUAAGAGAUGAACCCCAGAGGGUAAGGGAAGGACUGACUAGGGGGGCUCUCAUCUGUUGUAGAAUGACAGGAACCACAAGAAAAUAUAGGCUGAGAAUGAAGGAAAAUGUCUUUACCAGAAAUUGCAAAGAGACUAGAAAUAAUGGAAGCCCUGUUGCUUAUGUCACUCAACCUGGCUUGGACUAAGCCUUAUAGAGAACACCAUGCCCAACGCAGCCUUUCACUGGGUUCUGGGUGUGAAUGGGCUAGGUACGACCUAACUGGGCUCUCAGCUUAAUUUCUGCCCCAAAGCUGUUCUUGCCCUUUGGAGAAGAAGGUCCAUGCCCUGGAAAGCUCUGUGUUUUUUGUUCUUCCCUCAGGUUUAUAACUGGGGAUUCUUGCAUGAAAAUAGUCUUACUUUCCUCAGAGCCCAUCUGCUCCCACUCCUCAUUCCCAGCGUACAGUUGUCACCUCUCUCUUCCUGAUGUUUGUCCUCAUCUUUGUUCUCAGCAAUAAUUAAUUGUGCUGUCACAGGCAGUGGGUGAAGGCUUCAGGUUGGGGUGCCCAGGGAAGAAAGCCCUGUGGGCAUUUGAUGCCAGAUGAGAGCUGGUCAUGUGUGAAGUGUGCUUCCCGGGUGGUGGCUGCAGGCUGUGUCAGUAGCAGAGUCAUUCUGCCUGCAGAUGUGCUUUUUACCUUUUCAUUUCUUCAGCAAUUAAGCCUCCUUGUCUCCGGCUUUGUCCUUGGCUGAGGUCAGAUCUGUGGGUAUGAAACGUGCAGUGAAGCAUCAUUCCUCUCUGAAAGGGGCUCUUUGUGCACAGGAAGGUACUUUACCCUUUGUAGCAAAUUUCCUUUUGAGAAGUGCCAAAUUAUCUUAGUCAACACAGUUGAAAACCCUCCUGCCCUGGGGCUGAGUCAGGAGUAAAAACAAAGAGCAGCCGGGUGUGGGGAAGUCACUGGACCAGGAGGCUUCUUCCCUUUUCACUGGACAAAUGGGUCUGCCUGAUUUCUAUUGUAAAAAUCAAAGGGGUUCCUGUAAAAGGCACAUGUAAGUGGAGGGGAUUAGGCAUAAAACACUCAGCAGGGCAUCUUCUCUUGGCUUCUGUAGAGAGGAGCCAUUCUCAGGAGGUAGAUGCUUCUGUCCCUUUGAAGAAGGACUCUCUGGGGUAGCUCAAUGGUUUAAAUCCAGCUGCAGGCCAGCAGUUAACUGAAAGUUAUUCUCAUGGGGCAGCCAUAGAAUGAGUUGGGGUGAGCAGGAAGGCAUACGUCCAUCUGGUUCUUAAUGCACAAGUGUCCACGUUUUGAAAACUCUCCCCAUGAUUUAUCAGACUCAACAGUUUCUUUAGGGAAGUAGGUGUGUGCUGGAACCAUUCCCCUUCCCCGCCCUCUUCCAUUCUGUGCAUUUUCUGGGGAGUCUUUUGUCUCUAGCCAUGUCAGUAGCUCCCCUUCACUGUCCCUAUGCUCUCCAUUUAGCAUGAGCACCUGCUAGCCUAGGACUAAGUGAACUCUUGGGAUCAGAGUCACUGGAUGGUUUUGAGAGGCAGGGCAGCAGCAGGCUGGACUGAGUGUCUGCAUUGUAGUCAGUACAGGGUGAAGCCUGCCUGUUUUCUUUAACAUCUGAGAUGUGUUUUGUUAGUCAACCUGGCUGCGCACUUUUCACCAACACUUUUUAAUGAAAAACGGCUCUGUGAUAGAACUAAAUGUUUUUGGUGAAAAAUUUCCAGUUUCAUUAAAAGUUUGGAGAUUUAAGCCACAAAAAGCGGGGGGGGGGGCGGUAUUCAGCAACUUUUUAAUCGAUUUUUCUUUUUCUUUGUUUUUAUAUGAAAACCAGAAAUUUUGUAAAGAAAAAUGCAAACAGCCAAAACUUCUAGUUUUGCUGUUGAGUGUUCACAAGGUUGGGGGGAGGGGAAAGAACCCUUGGAUUAUUGGCUGCUUUUCAAGGACCAGCUGUAAAAAUCAACCUGCAUGGGUUGUUUUGCUGAUGUUCUGUUCUUGCAAACUCCAUCGGUCUCAUGCAAGGAUUCUCAGCCAGGUUGCAAGAACACCCUGGGAUGUCAUGAGUUUCUUUUAAGGGUGCUACACAAUACUAGCACUGUUAGGUGUGCAAAUAUCUUGAUGAUCCACCAUAUUCACAAGAUAAAUUGAGGGAUUUCAAAGAGAAGUUCCGAGUGUCAAAAGCAUUCUGACCAUUGUGGUCUUUCUGAAUUCUCUGCAACAAAAGAAUUUCUCUAGUAUUUUUCUAUAAUCAAAAAAAACAAGUGAAAGCUAAGAGCUGGCAUUUUACAAAGAGAGUCUUGAUUCUAAUAGUGGGUGCCCUGAGUUGCAAAAGGUGGAGAACCACUGCUCUGUUGAAUUACUGGGUCUCACCAGUGGGUCAAUCACUGGGUCUCACUGGGUACACUACAUCUGAGGCUCAUACUUCCCUGUCCUGAGUGGCUCCUGGUGUGAAGGACAAACAGCACUUCCUGGGCAACUGAUUGUUUUAUUUAGUCUUCAGGAGAAGACAAAGCUUUGAAGGGAACAAAAUACUGUAGAUUUCCCCUAAAGUAUGGCUCUGUUCUGCUGGCCUCCAUACCCAAUGUUGCAGAAGGGCUGGAUAAAGUCAGCCUGAGCUGGGAAGAGGAGAGCUGUGAUCUGUGUGUUUAUUCUGGCUAGGGUGAGCUGACCUAAGGCUUUGUUUGGAGUAGGAAGGACUUAAGACCUGGAGUUAACCUGUGAACAUGUGCUACAAGUAGUCAGUGUGCUAGAGGCAGUAUCUUUUAUUACACUAACUAGACAGUUGCAAAAAAAAUUGUAUUCUUAGGCCAACACAGUUAAAACCUGUAUCCCUGAAACAUGUGCUAUGGCACACGAUUGAAAGUCCAGUGUAGAAAAGCAUGUCAGCCAGCAUGGUGUGGCUGAAAGUGCAUGCUGCCUUAUCUACACCAGACUUUUCGAAGGCAGUUAAGUAGUGAGCAUGUGCUAGCUGUCAUGUGCCAACACCACAUUUCUGAGUCGUACACCAGACUCAGUUCUAACACUUUACAGAACUGAGUGCAGACAGGCUGGUGCAGGCUUUUAACACCUUGGAACUGGUUGUUUUGAAGCCUAGUAGGGGGCCGCAGGAUAGAGCACAAAUGUUUGCGAAAUAGAGGGUGCAAACAUGUGAACACUGGGAGCAAGCAGCAGAAGGCCCCAGGGGUCGUACAGUGAGGAGAAAUGAGUGUUUCAAACUCUCCUAAUUACCCCUGCUGUGCCAUUACCUUGCCGUUCCCUUCUCUUCCCCCUGCAUUGGUUGUUACUCAGCCCUCUCUCAUUGCAGCAGAGCCUGAGAGCUGGUGUUAACUCUGCUUUGCUUCUUUUAGUAUGUUAGUAAAUAGCACUUCCCCCUCCUCUUCCCCUCUGUCUUCAGUUGUAGGUUCCCAGGGCACAGGCAGCUUCCUUGCUUAUAACCUAGAAGACACCAGGUGCAGAGCUGUGUGUAAUGUCUUCAGUGCAAUGAGAUUUUGCACAGAUGUCUUAAGCUCACAUCUGCUCUCCCACCCCUUUUUCCUCCUCCUCCCUGCCUGUUCCGAGAGAGGCUCCCAGAGAGGCUGUAGUGGUAUUACAGAUCUAAGCUGGCUGCUCCUUAAAUACAGAACACCUGGAAGCUUAUGGAAGGAAGCAGCCGGUUCUCCUUUCCCAGUAUGUGUAAGUGGGGUGUCCUGUGGGAUUCUUGGAUGGAACUUGAUGUUGGGAUGCGCUGCCCAACUGGAAUGGGGGUGGUAGCAUUGUGGUAUUUGCAGCUGCACUUCAGCAUCAAAUCACUGCAAAGGAUUGUGGCAAGGGUUUGCCUCCUCCCCUCUCCUCCCUGCAUGACUAAGGGGCUCACACUUGGUGAACACAAGUUUGUGUCUUGGAAAUUCUCGCUCUUCUAUUUCUAGGUUUCUCUGCAUUCAGAAAGCAGGUUAACUGCAAGCAUUGCUGAGGAGAGAAGCUGUUAAGAGGCUGGAAACCCUCUAACCUCCAUUAUAACGUUGUUUUAAAGGGAAACUCCUUCUACAAGGGAAGGGAGCUUGUGGGGGAAAUGAGGUCUUAUGGGCAGCAUUAAUUUCCCUGGUGAUAUGUCCGUGACAUCCUUUUGCACUUACUUAUGCCUGGUUUUCUUUGCAUCUGUAAGUAAUGUUUCAGGGGACCAGAUGAGUGAGUGAGCCCUAAAGUAGGGGAAGGGUGCUAUUAAAAAGGGGGGUUGCAAAAUUGGCUAUGAAUAGAAAUGCUUUUGUUCUGCUAUUUUGACUGACAUAUGAGAGAGAGAAUCAAAAGUUUAGCAGAAAAUUUGAAGUCUCUCUUGCUACCUCCCUGCAGUCCUGGUCCAUAGCUGAUUUGAGCUGGUACAGCUGGGAGUGGUACAGGGCAGGGAACAGGCUGCCUCCUAGGGAUUCUCUAGGUUCCAGUCUGGGUUCCAGUCUCUGAAACAAAUAACAGCAACUCCUAGGGCUGCCUAAUUUACAGUUGCCUGCCAGUGGCACUCCUGGAUUCAGAAUAGCUGGAGCACUGCGCACUCUAGCCACAUGCCUUUCUAGUCCCUGGCAAAUCCCACCCCUGUUCUGGUAGCCCUGUCCUUCCUGGGGGAGCCUCCUGUGUCCAAGGGGGAUUCCUUUAUGCUUCUUUCCACCAGCUUCAUGGCUGUACCUGAUGAUAUGAUCUGUGGCUGGGGCCAUGUAUACCCAGAACAGGGUUUUGUCUGCGAAGCAUUUGGUAUGUUUUGGGCGUGAUAUAAUAAAGUGUAAAAUAUCAAUGAUAAGUCCUGCUGGGAGGGAUGGUGUUUUAUUUAUAUUUCUUACUUUAGAAAUAACAAUUCAGCUUCCCAACCUCCAUGUGAAACAACUUGGGAUUAAUCUCUCCAUUUUGUAUCCAGAGCUCAGAGGAGAAAAAUGACUUGCUCUGAGUCAUGAAGGGGAUCAGAGAUUGUGCAGGAGCAAGGGAAUCGGGGAAAGUGGGUUCUGUCUUGGGUCUCUACCACAGAUUUUCUUGGUGAUCUUGAGCAGGUCACAUAACCCCUGCUAUCCUCAGUUUUCCCUGUGUAAAACGCAAUGUGAGGAUUAAUGAAUUGCUUUUCAGGAGGCACUUGGAUAUUGUUACGGUUGUCACAGAAUUCUAUGAAUAAAUUAAAUGCAUGUAAAAAAAAUAUAUAUAUAUAUAUAAAAGGAGCCACUGACUCCUCCUACUUAAGCCAGAGGUGUAACAAGCAGUUUCUGUGCCCCAGAUGGUGGCUGAGAAAGCAGCAGCUACUGCCAUUCUUGCAGCCCUUCAGAGUCUGUGACCAGGGCUGGUGUCCUGCUCACCCUUCCUCCCCCACCCCACUGAUUUAGACCCUGCACUGCUAGGAAGAGUUGCAAAGGCCUGCUCUCUAACUGGGGAGACCCCACAGCACAUGCAAAGCUUAAUGCAGCUAUACAUCCCUCCUGAGCCUUGGACUGAAGGCCAAACCAAAGGGAAGUAAUGGGGGAGCAGGUCAUCACUUAGGCUAAAUUAUGCUGGGGGCCAUUUUGGCUGGAGGCAUAGCAGAGUAGCUGUAUGCCUUAGGCAGCUUCAGGACACAGGGAGAGCGCUGUUCCCCCCGCUACAGGCAGCACCUGGGGCUGCUGCCCUAGUCACCCUCCCUCAGUUAUGCUUUUGCCCUCUGGAGUUGAGUGUAUGUGGGAAGGCAUAAAGAUGACUGUAGCUUUCUGAGAUUUUAACCUGUUGCUUCUGGUCCUGCACUGACUGGCCAACUAAGCUUGAAGCAACCCUAGGAAAGCAUCCUUGAAAGAGCUUCAUUUAAUCACAGGUGGUGGAGCCUAGUCCCUGAGGACUUAACCAUACCCAAAACAACCGGGAUCUGAAGAACAAAGCUGCAUCCCAGUGACUCUGUCGCAUUCACAUCAACCUGGGGCAGUGGAGCAAUUUUCCUGAGAACAGUUCUGAUAGAUCAUGGGUUGUCAGGGGAGUCACCAAUACAGACUGGGCACUCCUGUUAACAGGAGGUGGUUCCGGUGUAGUUAACACUUGCCCAUGAGAUGAUGAGGUGCCCUGGUAGCAAUCCUGCUCUCCCCACUACAAGGCAAGGAGAGGCUGGGUGACUCCCAUGGAUUCUUUCUGUGCAGGGUGGAGAAUUGCUGUAAAUGUAGGUGGAGAAUUGCUGUGAACGUAGCUAGCCGCAGCAGUCAGUUCCCCAAAACAGAUUUGGACUUAAAGUGCCUAAGAAUGGAUAGAAGCACAUCAAAUAUUUUUAUGUGCUCUUAGUUCUCCUUCAAAAGGUGUCACACCUGCAGCUGUAAAAGUGAUGGCUCUGUGGGUAGCCUUGUCCCUUGGCCUUGUGCUCCCCCUCCCACCACAUCCCCUUAGCACCUGCAGAACCUGGCUUCAGAAGGCCAGCAUGCAACUUAGGGAGGAGCAGGCUGGAUUCCCAGUCUGAGCUGAAUUUUCAACUCCUUGUUUGUUGUGGGUUCUGCUCAUGCUGAGAAGUGUCUGUGGCUUGUAGCUUAUGACAUUUGAUGGUAGCUCAUGGAAGGAAGGCUGGGAUUACAAAACUCAUUGCUGCCACUGAGGGAUGAGUCUGCAGCUUGGCCCCAUUACUGGCUUUUCCCAGUGCAUCCAAAGUCAUACAUUUGGAUCAGGGCAGCAGAAAUACCUCGCAUUCUAUUGCCUGCUGUGCUGUCCCCUCAUUAUUCUUAUUGCAACACAUUGCAGCAGAUUAAGGAGCUGGAAAGAUUCUUUGAUCUGCUUUCUCUUUUUUCUUUUCUUGGGGAAAAAAAACACAGUCCAGACAGCUUUGCGUGAGCUAUGAACCAUCAUGCAUGCACGCACGUAUGUGUGUGUGUAGGAAGGGCACUUGUUUUACUUUAUUUUUUCUUUUAAUUUUUUCUUUUCUUUGUAUAAGAUGAAAUGCUAAAGCAGGGGCAGCUGCUGGGGGAUAUGGUAGACAAGCUAACAAAUGUAUACCAUUAGCUGAAACAAGUUAAUGGUUACUAAAGUACAUGGGCUUUAUAGCUGGAACAAGUUAACAGCAACUCAGUCUGAUGCAUUAAGAGCUUAUGUGUAUUACAGCUUGACUCUGUUAACAGAAAACAUGUGCCCAAGUGACAGAAUGAGCCAGAGAGCAAGUGGGUAGGCACGUUUAUCUCUCAGUAAAGGAGACCUGGCUGUAUGUAGCUGGUGCUAUGUACUCUGAUGGUAGGAGUCCACAGGCCAGAUGAAUGGAUCAGACCUGUGAACCCCUCCACCCCCCUGCAUGCUGUACUUGGCGCAUGCAGUGCCCUCUCCAACCAGUCCAGGACUGCAGGGCUGAUCCAGGACAGGUGCCUCACGGGGGGCCUGCUCCCACCAGUCAGGGACUUGGUGGGAGGAAGCCCAGCGUCCCGGGCGCUUGGCUACUGCUGUGGGAACAAGCUGCAGCAUCAGGCUUCUUCCCAAAGUACUUCUAGGACUUCACUGCUUCUGCUUUUGCUCAGGUGCUUGCCAGCCAAGCAAGGGUUAGCCAUGGUGCUGGAGCUCCAACAGUACCAUGGGAAGAAGCCCGCUAUCACGGACACUUACCUGCUGCCACAGGAACAAGCGUGGUGUCAGGCUUAUUCCUGCAAUACUUCUGGGGCUCUUGCAGUACUAUGGCUCUUGCCCAGGCACUUGCCUGCCACUGUGGGAAAAUCUCCAACUGUAGCCAGGGUCAGGGCACUCUGCAGCCCACACCCAGAUGAGCUAACUUCAUGGGUCAUGUGUUUGAUGUCCUGAAGCUACAUGAUGUUGUAACUUAACUGUGAGCAGAGUCAGUGUUACCAUGUCACUUUACAGUUAGGGAAGCUGAAGGCAGAUCUGACUUGCCCAGGUUCCCAGUGUUGGCUAGCUGUCCUAUGCUCAGACUGCACUGUUGAGGGGAAUAUAAUGAUACAGAAAGAAGAUAGUCCAUGAGUGUCUGAGAUCUCUGACACUUAACAGGAUGGGAUCUUGAUGAUCUCUUAGUAGGCACACUAGGGAAGCACUUGCCAAACCAAAGUUGCUACCUCCUGAAAGUGGAAAUUUGCCAACCAAACCUCCAAAAAGUCAUUAGGUUUUGGUAGGAACACUUUCUAAAGUCAUUAAAAAAAUAACCAGAUAAUUUCCAAGCAUCACACAUAGUACAAUGAUAUAGGACCUUCAGUACAGACAUUUUGUCACUAGGAGCCCCAAAUGGUCACUAACAAUCCAAUCAAAGUCACUAGAUCUAGUGACAAAAUUGCUAGGUUGGCAACACUGAAGCAUAUCUCUGGUCUUCUUACUGUUUGCUUACUAUAGUUUAGAUCUGUGGUUCUCAACCUUUUUAGACUAAAGGCACUCUUUGGCAUUCUCAUUUAAGGCAUCCCUUGGAAAAUGCCAGCCACACCGCCCCCCCCCCUUUUUUUUUUUUUAUUAUUGACUUAUCCAAGCAGUUUUUCAGUUGCAAAGAACUCAGAAAGACCACAGCAGGUCAGAAUGAUUUUAACAUUCUGGAUUCCUAUCCACAGUGUCUGGGUUUAUCUUAUGAUCUAGCCAAUUGCCCAUCAAGAAUGACCGGGGGACGGGGAUGACGACAAUACAGCAGUUUGCAUCCCUUCCCCCCCACCCCUUCAGUUCGUAACCCCCCUCCCCUUCCAGCUCCCCUCCCUCCCCUGUUCCCUGCUAUCUCCCCUCCAUACCAGCUGUUGUUGGGGGGGGGGGGGGUGCCGACCCCUGGCUCCAAGGAGCAGACCUGGGGGGCAAGGCCAGUGCUGUUGGCCUCGCCCCCUCCCCCCCCCACUCCAUCACCUCUGUGAUGCCAGCGCUCCAGUCCUGUCAUCCCCCUCUGGCCUCACCCCCCUCCCCUCCAGCGCCUCAGUCCCCACUGUCAUGAGGGUGCUCUGCUAUCUGUCCAUUUGUGUAGGGCACAAAUUGCCAAGACAGCCAAUCAGAGUGCAAAUAAAGCAUUACAGACAGACAGACAGACAGGCUUUUAUAAUAUUAGAAUCAUGUGUGCUCACCUAACAGUGCCAAUGUUGUGCAGCACCCUGAAUCACCUCUGAAAGAAUCUCAAGGCACCCUGGGAACCGUGGCAUCCUGGUUGAGAAUUGCUAGUUUAGAUCAGGGGUGCUCAGCCUCCAGCCCACGGGCCGUAUCCAGCCUGCAGGAAUCUCCACAGUUGAAAGGGAUUGGCAGCUGGGGAGCAGUGAAACUGCCAUGCGGUAGGGUCCAGCCAUGCCUAGGACACUGCUGUGCAGUGGAAUCAGAGCCAGGCCUGCCCACUGUGUAUUUGGAUUGAACCAGGCUUCUCCCUUACCCCCCUGCCCCCAAACUUCUGAAUUGGGGCCCCCAGCCAUCUAGAUCAGGGCCAGGUUGCUCUCUGCCUGUCCCCCAUGCAUCUAAAUUAGGGCCACUCAGCCCCUCCCUGCCCCAUGCAUCCAGAUCAGGUCUGGGCUCCCCACAAGUGCAUCUGGAUUGGGGCCACUCUGCCUCUGCCCCAGUGUGUUCAGAUUGGGGCUGUUCUGCCCUACUCGCCAGCCCCCCCCCCCGCCCCCCCAACCACCUGCCCCACUUCUGGAUCAAAGCUGGGUUGCUCCCCUGUCCUUCCACCUGUCUGGAACCAGGUGACCCUCCACCCUGCACCCCCUGGUGAUCAGAUCAGGGAUGGUCUGCAUACUCCCUGCCCCACCCCCAAGGCCAAAUGGGGCCCUACCACACCCAUACUGCCUAUCUGGCCCACAGUGAACAGAUCGGUCACCACUGACUGGGAGGUGGCAAUUACGUUACCCAGCAUGCACAGGGGCAUGAGCUGUCCGGGCUGUGCACGGCUGCACCUGGCAUCAGUGGUUCAUAUUCUGUGGUCCACAUUAGCCAGCCAUGGGCCUUGGCCGGUGGUACCCUGCAACCAGGGGGAGCCCAGCACACCCACCUGUGACUGCCACAGAAGCAGUGCCCUGUGCAGGGGGGUAAGCCAGGCUGGGUGCUUACAUGGGAUCUGGAGCCAGGCCCACAAAGAAGCUGGCAGCCCCCUCUGCCAGGAUCAGGGGCUAGGAAGCAUGCAAGACCUAGACACUUAGGGCAUUUCAAGUGAAAGCAGGGACAGGAAUGGGGAGCAAAGGGCAACAACAGGGGCUCCAAGGGGGGAUGCUGGAGCAGAACAUACUGGCUAGUACACCCAUAGCCCCUACAAGGAGCCAGUGGACUGCACCAGUGGAGGUCUGGCUGGAGACAUAAGCAGUUGAGGGACAGGAAGGCUGCCCUGCUGUCACUGGGGGCCCCCAGCCUGGGCCUCCUUUGUGGUCAGGUAGAUGGUCAGACCCUGGGUGAUAUCUAGGCCAAGGCCUGGGGGCAGGAAUGGCUGGGGUGCUCGCAGCUUAUGGUGCCAGGGGAAGGAAGACAUGGGCUUGUGCUUGGUUGCAUGGGUGGUGAUGGCCUGUGCUGGGGAGAAAUGCCAGAAAGCAGGUGAAAUGUGCAACAAGAGGGUGAAGACCAGUCGGAAACAGAGACUAGAGGUGACAUUGUGGAGCUAUGGCCCAAGCUAUGGGAACACAUCUUGGGUACCUCCUACAAGUGCAAACAGUGGGUAAUAAAAUCAAAGGGGGUUGGACUCGAUGAUCUUUCAAGGUCCCUUCCAGCCCUUAAUUUCUAUGAUUUCUAUGAUUCACUGGUUUAGAUUGUGGCUCCCAAAGGCUGCAAUCAGGGUGGUACCUCUUUAUGUGUUAGACAGUGUUCAGAUACCUACACAGGCAUAAAAUGAUAUGGAAAAAAGUCUCAUGCUUUGAAAAAAAAUUAUUUUUAGUGUGUGCUUGGAUAAUUCAUACCUGGGUUCUUUGCUUGAUAUGUGUUGCAUGACACGCUGAUAAAAGCCCAGGUGAAUGAGAUGCACUGAGUACCUGAGAGUGUGAGAGAGAGCUUGUGGGAAAUAACUGGUGAAAAACUUGCACAGAAUCUCAAGUAAAUGAGUGGGUGGAAGGAAUAUAAUAUGUUUGUUGCUUGUUUUUGCAUACUUUUCAAAUUAAGAUAUUAACAUAUUUUAAAAAUGAGUUUAAUGAUUUUAUCAGAAGCAAUUACACUAAGGAAACUUGUUUAAAAAGCAGCAGUGAUUUAAUAACUAGCUUAUUGUGGGAUACUGAGAAACAACCAACAAGGCUUUGUUGAGAGGAGGACAUGCUUGACAAACCUGGUGUCCUUUUAUGACCAGGUAACUAACCAGCUGGACAUGGGACAGGAGCUGGGCUUCAUCUACCUAGAUUUCAGCAAGGCCUUUGAUACUGUCUCUCAUGAAAUCCUCUCAAUUAAGUUGGAGAAUACUGGCCUAGACCAGGCUACAGUGAGGUAGGUUAGCAACUGAUCCCAGCAAGUGGUAAUUGAUGGGAUGGCUUCAUCCUGGAGGGCUGUCUCCAUUGGUGUCCCCCAGGGAUCAGUGUUUGUACCCAUGCUCUUUAACAUCUUUAUCAAUGACCUGGAUGAGAGAGUGAAAAGUGCAAUGAUUAAAUUUGAAGAUGAUACCAAGCUGUGGGGACAAGCAGGCACAUCCAAGGACAGGACAUGGAUCCAGGACAACCUUGACAGCUAGUCCUAUGGUCUGAAUGCAAUCAGAUGAGGUUCAACAGGGACAAGUGCCAGGUCUUACAUCUGGGUAGGAAGAACCAUCACCAUAUCUACAUGAUGGGUGGCAGUCCAUUGGCUGGCACUGCAUCCGAAACAGACCCGGGGUGAAAAUUGACCAGAGAAUGAAUAUGAGCCACCAGUGUGACGAAGUUUCCAACAGAGCAAAUAGGACUCUGGCGUGCGUCAGCAGAUGUGUUGCCGAUAGAUCCAGAGAGGUGCUCUUCCCCCUCUAUUUGGCAUUGGUAAGGCCGCAGCUGGAGUACUGUGUCCAAUUCUGGGCACCACACUUCAAGAAGGAUGUGGACAAGCUCAAAAGGGUGCAGAGAAGGGCCACCCACAUGAUCAAGGGCCUGGAAGAUAUGAGAGAGACUUCGGAAUCUGGGUUUGUUCAGUCUGAGUAAAAGAAGCCAGAGGGGUGACUUGAUAGCUACCUACAAAUAUGUCAAGGGAGAGCAACUUUUCAGAAAAGCACCCCCUGGGAGGAUGAGGUCCAAUGGGCACAAGCUAAUUGAGGAGAAGUUUAGGCUAGAUGUAAGGAAAAUCUUUUUUUCCACAUGGAUGACUAGAAUCUGGAACACACUUCCAGCGGAGAUAAUGCAGUCACCAUCCCCGGCAGUGUUCAAGAGGAUCUGGACAAGCACCUCAGUGAGCAUGUUUGAGCCCAGUUAGCUCCUGCCCAUGGUAGGGGACUAGACUUGAUGAUCUUACAAGUCCCUUCCGGUCCUUCUUUCUGUGAUUCUAUGAUUAUACAAGACAGGGCUACACAGGUCUAUGGCAAAUUCCCCCUUCCUUGCAGUGUUAGCUCAAAGCAUAAAUUGAAUGUUGCCUCUAGCUCAAAUUCAGUGGUACUAUAAACAAGAGCUAUCUGACCUGUUUUUGUGAGGGGUGGGAGGCAGUGAAAUUUGGGUGCUGUUGAUGCUUUAGCUUGUAUUGCAGUGGGGAUACACCUCUUCCAGUCAUGCUAUCAUAGUGUCUUUGAUGGUUGUGACAUCAGGACCCAAAUCAAACUUCUCAUCUACCAGGCUGUUGUCAUCCUUAUCCUGUUGUAUGGGUGUGAAACCUGGAAAAAAUUUCAGAAACACCUAAAAACUUAUGUUAUUAUCAGAGAUGUCUUUAGAAAAUCCUUCUUAUCAAUUGGAAGAACAAACUAUGUUCUGGCUCAAACAACAAACACCUACCAGCAUAAAAGCCAGCUCUGUUGGACAGAACAUGUCAUAAAGAUGCCUGACAAUUGACUCCUGAAACAGGUCCUAUAUCCAGCUCGCCAAUGGUCACUGCUCUGGAGGUUGGCAAAAGAAGAGAUUCAAGGAUACCUUGAUGGUCAAUCUGAAGAAAUGCUAUAUUAACAUCAAUACCUAGGAGACUGGAGCACUGAAUUGUUCCCAGUGGCACCAUGAAGGUCAAUUCAUUGUCAUACUUUUUGAGCAAACUCAUUUUGCUAUGGAGGGAGAUAGGCAAAAGAGGCAAAGAGAAAGAGCUGUGACCUGACAUCACCAGCAUCCACUCCUUCCUGGAACUGUUUGCCAUGUCUGCAAUCAAACACACAGAUCUUGGAUUGGCCUUUUCAGUCAUCUCUGGAUUCACCCAUGGCGUCCUUAUCUAUUGGAAGACUGUUAUUCUCAUUGCUGGACUGGGACUGCUGCCACUGCAGACAAUGACUGUAGUAGGGGGUGCAGCUAUUCCAGUCAUACUGUGUUGAUUUGUAGCGUGAACUGCGUGUGUUGAUUUGCAGUGUGAAUGCUCUCACUCCAGUAAGACUGACUCAAAAGGAGUUCAUUUGAAUAUACAUUACUAAACUAAACUGAAGUAAAGAAUCUGGGAUACAGCUUAAUGUAUGUGGUGAGAGAGUAUCAUCAAAGUGGAUGUCAGAGAUCACUCUUUUGAAAUGUAGUUUGACAAAAACCAUGUAACAUUGACAAUGUUCAGUGCAGAACUAGGUACUGAAGAGAAUUUUGAAGUGGAAAAGCUAUUUCUAUUAGCACUGCAGGAGUUAAUUUGCUACCUGUUGAUGUAUGCUGUAGCAGGAAGGAUUGGUUUAGCAGUAUCUUCACCUUUCAAACUGUCAUGGGAUUUUUCAAAUUAUCUCAUUACUAGUUGUCAAGUUUCCUUAAUAUACAAAACUUUUGUAGAAUCUUGAAGUAGUAAACUAUUUUAAGACCAGAAGGAGCCAUCAGAUUGUCUCAUCUGACCUGCUGCAUAGCACACACUGAAUUUUACUCAGUGACCCCCUGUGUUGAGCCUAAUAACUUGUGCCGGACAGAAGCAUGUCUUGUAGGAAGGCAUCUACUUCUUGUUUUAAGGAUAUCAAGAAUCAGGGAAUCCUCCUCUUCCUCUGGUAAUUUGUCUUAAUUUUUAAUCCCCUCACUGCUUAAAAAAAGUGAGCCUUAUUUCUAAAUUACAUUUCUUUGGCUUUAACUUUAAUCCAUUAACUUUCUCUGCAUUUCUCCACUAGAUUAAAGAGCCUUUUCUUUCUUAGUAGUUUCUCCCAAUAAAGCAUUGGGUAAUCCGGUCAGCUCUUGAUCCUCUUUUUGAAUCACCAGAAGAUGUUUUUUCCAGCCCUCACAGUAUUUUUGUAGCUGUUGUCUGCACCCUGUCCAAUUUUUCAAGUUUUCUCAUCCAAGUUUGACAGGGACACAUGAACUAGAAAUCCCAAGGAAAAUAACUUUUUAGCAAAUAGAGAAAAGGUGUCCAGUAUUAUCAUCAGGACUGCAAAGCAAGCAGAGUGCUGAUGUGAAUUGCUGUUGAAUUCCCAUCAUCUGAUAACGGAUCUAAGUUUGUGGCCAGAAAUUAUUCCUAAUUAGGCAGUCCUACAUGCAGUGAAAGCAGGGGGUUAUUGAUGAAAGAUUCCUGGAAUAGCAUGAAAGCUGGUCUGGCCAGAUUGUGUGUUGCUUAACAAGUUAGUAGAAUAGCUGACAUGAAAUAUAGCCUUACAUUUACACAUACUUGUUGCAAAUGGAAAUGACUUACACUUUCCACUGUGGUGCACCAAAUAUCCCCUUAGAUUUCAGUCCCCAUAUCUUUGUUCUGAGCUGUAGUUCACUAACUGUGGAUUGAAGGAUGAACUAGAAUGUGGAGACGAAUUGUCCAGGAUUAUUGCUGAGCCUGGGAUUUUGCUUGAUGCCUGCUACUUUCAGAGAAAGAACAAAACUGGAAAGCACUCUUGACACAGUAAGGAGGCCAGUCCAAUAUCUGUUCUUGAAAUGUAUUGAUCCAGUAAAAGAGAAGGGUCAUGUUCAUUUACUUUUCAGUUUUCUGUCAGGUAUGUAACAGUUUGUUGAUGGACAGUUUGAUCUCAAGAGGAAGAGGAAAUGUGAAUAGUUUAUAAGGAUACACUGUUCAGUAGAUAGCAAGCCAGGCCAUUCAAAAGAAGUGUUUAUAUUGUCUUAUUUGGCAGGGUGGGGAUGUUUAAUUCUCACACUGGAAAGGCUAAGCCGUCUUUUUUUUCUUUGAUGACUGCAUUUUAACAGAUUUAUUCCAGGCAAGUUUCUAUGGAAGAAAAACAAGCUUUACCCAGGAGUUGGAUUGAAAACAAAAUGGAUGUUAGUUGAAUUGGCUAUGUAGGUCUGGGGAGGUUGUCAUAAUUAAAAGGUUCCUCUGCAAUGAAAAGGUAAGUUUUUGCCAUCUGGUGAAGUCAUGCUGUAUUUUGGAUAGUAAAAGGAGGAGGAAUCUGCUGUAUGGAAGAGUUGGUCUACCAGGAGUCUCCACAUUGGACAACAAAUGCGUAGGGUAGGCAUAUCAGUUGGAAUUUUUUGGGCAAGAUGCUGUGCUGAAACUUAGCCAGGAUGGAUUGCUGCUUAUCUCUGUAUGCUUAUUUUGAACUCGGAGAAGCUCACAGCUUAAGUGCAUUGUGGAAUUGCAGGAGAGAUGUAUUGGAUGGGGUGAUAAUUUUUUUUUAACGAAUUAUUGGCAAGUUAUAGAAAUAGUGUAGACCUAAAAUAGACCUAUUUUAAUUCCUAAAAUCUUAGCCUCUUGGCCUGUUGGCAUUGCCAGCAGCUCAGUGGGCAUUACAUGAGGGAGAGGGAACAGUUAGGAGUGUCCCUUUCUAGCUACUUACUAAAGAUUGAAGGUAAGGGACUGUGCAGUAUGGACUGGGGUGGAGGCAUGGGAGAUGCUGUGGGCUGAAUAGCAAAGGAAUUGGGUUUUGAACUAGAGUUAGUGAUUUGCCCAUCAAGAAUGACCCGAGUGGGGGGCAAGCAGGGACGGGAAGCUUGCUAACCCUAAACCCCUCCUGCGCUGUCUCCUGUCCACCAUAAUGCUCCUGAAAUACUUUGAUUGGUUGUUUCAGUAGCCAAUCAGAAUGCUCCAUGAGUGUUAGGGACAGACAGACAGAUGGACUAAGCCCUUUAUUAUAUUAGAAUGAUCUCAUGGUGAGCCUGUUCAUUGGAUCAGCUUCUGCUUGAUGGUCCCCCAAGAACACAAUCUUUGGACAUUCAUUAUAAAUAUCCUUUUAGGCCCUCAUGAUUUCAGAGAACUUGACAAUUCAGAGCUGGAUGAUGGAUUUCUUAUAUCUGGCAAUCUCCCAGCUCAUCAGCUCUUCCAGAUCUCCUGCCAUAGGUUUAUGGUCCCCUAGGGGAACCAGAAUCUGAAUGUCGUCAGUUCAUAAGAUCAUAAAAUCAGACCCAGGCAGCAUUGUCCAGGUGAUAGAAGACUGAAGCGGGAGUCAGGAGACCCAGAGUCUGCUUCAGCCUGUGUUACUGGCUUGCUCAGUGAUCUUUCUUAAGUGUCUUUCUUAGAAUGUGCCUUAGUUUCCACGUAUGUAAAAUUAGGAUAUUAUUACUUGCUCCCCUGGCCUCAGUACACUGAGACCUACAGGUGAAAGCCGCUGUAAAAAUGUGCAGUAUCAUAAUAUUUUAUUGACACUGCUCAAAGUUAGCUUUUGCCUGUAAGAUAACUCAAGGUUGAAUGCAUUGUUUGGUGUAAAUUUAAUGCUAAGUAAAUAUGUUGAUGGAGAGGCUCUGUUAGUCCAUAGCCAGGCUCUAUUUCCAUUGCACUGCUCUUUCCUUUGUACCUCAGCCUGUUCUACAGGAUAAGAGAGAGUUCAGUUCUGAUGGCCUGUUCAGACUUUGACCCCUGCUGCAAGGGAACUAACGAAGGCUCAAACCUUUUGCAUUUAUUGGUAAAACAAGGGAGAUUGACAAACCCAUAGCCAAGUUUCUGGGCUUGUACAGCUCUCCAUGGCUGGGAAGUUUUAGGAGGGAGGUGGCCUGACGACCAGGUUUUGGAGUACUCUGCAGGGAUCUAAACUAACUGCCCUUUCUGUUUUGAACCCCAAACUGAGGAUAUUCACUACAUGUUGAUUGGCACAGAUGAAAAUGCUCCAUGAAUCUCUGACGGCAAAACUAACCUCCAUCCCAUGCAAGGUCCAUGGUCCUAAUCUGCUUUUAGCAGACUUGAAUCACUCAAGUCCAGCUUUGGGAAUACAGAACCCACCUAUUCUGCCUUUCUUCCUGCCUUUUUCCCACAAGGGGUGAUCAGAUCAGAGAGGUGUACAGUCCCCAACCAGUAUCUCAGAGAAAAUAGGCUUAAACUGGAGUUGAGAGAGGCAGUUAGCUGUGUUAGUGUUAAAUCAAGCAGAAAGGGUAGAGAUGCACCUUAUAGACUAACUGAAUCAGAGAUGUCUAAGCUUCCAUGAACAGGAGCUAACUUCAUCAAAAUGCUACUGGAGCUAUUAGCUCAGCAGUAGCUGAGUCAGACCAACCUAAACAAAAUUCUGGUUCACAUUGCCCAGACUUGCUGCUCUCCCUUUUUUGUGGAGGGAUGGUGAGGAGCUCUCCCCCCAUAGAAAGUAGUACGAGACCAUUCCCCCUGAACUCACCUCUGCCCUGUAUUUAGGGACCCUUUUGGAAAAAGCUGACACAAUCCCUUCACCACAGCUAGCUCUACUCUGAUAAACAGCAAAGGGACCAGUAGUGUCCCCCUGCUGCUCCCUUCCUUUCCCAGGGGAGAAAGAGACAGGCAGCAAACCUUUGAUGUGCAGGCAUGGGCCUAGCUGACAUGCCCUGUGUGUUCAUGUGAGCCUGGCCUGGCUCCAGCUCCCUUUGAAGUGCUCCAGUGAUCAGGAUGAAAGGGAAAGGAGUCCCUCCCCAAAACAUCUGGCCCUAAUUGCAGGUACAAGUGUCUCUGCAUCCCUGGUGAGAAGAGGAACUUCUGCCUUUUCCUUAAUCCUGCAACUACCAGGAAGGAAGGGCUUAGGGUGGUGAGACAGGAGAGGACUAGGACACAAAAGGGGGUGUAGGGUAGACACCAGUAAAUACCUAGUGACUGUGAGGUGCACUAGAGAAGUGGUUCUCAACCUCGUUAGACUCAAGGCACCCAUUUGGAGAAUGCCAGCUCCUAGCUUUCACUCUUUUUUUUUACUACAGAAAAAUACUAGAAUAAUUCUUCUAUUGCAGAGAACUCAGAAAGGCCACAGUAGAUCAAAAUAGGUUUUGCAACUCUGGAUUCCUGCUUGAAAUCUCUGGGUUUAUCUUGUGAAUCAUGAGGAGGUGUUUAUGCACCUAACAGUGCUCAUAUUUUUUGACACCUUGGAAAAGAUAUCAUGGCACUCCAGGGAGCCAUAGCCCCUUGGUUGAGAAUCAUUGCACUAGAGCAUGAAAUUGGAUGAAAGUGAGAGCUGUAUUGCUUAACGCAUUGGAUCCUAGAACAGUGAAGUGUCUUUCUUUGGGAACCUCCCUGCUAUGGGUGAGCAAGGGCUACAUUGCAGAGGGCUGGAUAGCUUUUCCCAGCUCUGAUGUCUCAGGUGUACUAAAGUUUGCAGUUCCUUUGACUCCCCCUCCUCCCCCCUCCUUAAUACCAGUGUGGGUCAAAUGCUGAAAUUAGUAAUGUAGGAAUCUAGCUUAAGAGCUUCCUUUUGAAGGAAUUUGUCCUGCCUGUGUCCAAGUCCACCCUAGCCCAUCCUGCCUGUCCACCCUAGUUCAUCAGGCUGCAUAGAAAUGGCACUUGCACAGCUGUUUCUUGCUGCAUCCCCAGACAAGAGCAGGAAUACAGAGAGAAGCAAGGUUUGGUGUGCUGUAGAACAGAUAAGAACAUCAAAAAAAGUCAGAUCAACUCAUUAAACAGCUCAGUUGUGACACAGCGCCAUUUACAAGUAGUGUUGUGUCAUAGUCUGCUACAGAGGAAGGCAUAAUUAGCCAUUUUCUAUUAUGUAAAGAAAUGUAAAAUGUAGCCAUCUAUUGCCAGCAAGUUCUAAUUUUUUCCCCUUGCCUUUUAGUAAGUGAUUGGUUCAAAAGGUAAAAUAUCCUUGUUCUUUAAAACAUCUGCAGUCCCUGUACUAUGACCUAAUUCCGAGGUCUUUCAAAUAAACUGUUUUUUCUAAUAUCAGUAAAUAGCUGACAGACAUCCAGGUCACGUAGGGGAAAUAUUCCCUCUCAUUUUAAUGCCCCAAGCUUGUGUAUGGGAAGGCAACUUUAUGACCAUUAACAAUCUUUGUAGUAUUCUAUGCUUCAGAGUGAAAACCCAUUCCUGCAUGGGACAGAAGCAGGCAUAGAAUUUUUUCCAUCACCUAAAAUACAUUGAUCUUUAGCCUUUUCUGCAGAGUCUGGUCUUUGAAGAAUUCUGGAGAAAAUGGACAGGUAGAUUGGCCUGAAAUAAGCAGGGAGGUAGGACUGCCAAAUGAGAUGGAACACUUGUUAAACAAAGAGCUUCAAAUACUGGACAGGAUGGACCAGUAGUUUUUUUUCUAAUGUGCUAGGGAGCUAGGAAAUGCCAAACUUAAAAUGUAUUUAAUUUGUUCAGAUAUGGCAGGGAUACUGGACCAGUUGGUAUGAUCUGGAGCUACAGAGAGGUAAAUCAAAUGGGAUAGGUGGACCACUGGGCCAAUUGAGGGUAUCGGUUAAGAAAUUCUUUGCUUGUAUGGCAUGUUUUGAGGUGCAAGCCUCGUGUUUUUUCUUUUCAGGCAUGCUUCGUGCACCUAUUUUUCAACUCCUGUGUGUUGCUCUUAGCCUCAGAACAACAGUGCCCCUGUCCUGUCCCUUGCGUUAUGUUGCAGGGAAGACAUCCAGAAUGGUAGUUUGUGAAGUGGUCAGCAUUGGUUUAGAGCUGGAAUUGCUGAAUCUCUCAUUUCAGGUUUCUACUUCGUCUGACACCCGUUCAGCCCAGGAAGAAGAGAUGCCACAGUCCAGCAAGGUUCGGGGUCUGAGGAGAAGUGGGCCAGCAGGGCUGCGCCGGCAUAAGCGCCGGUGGUCAUCCCAGCAGGCUACUAGGAACCAGCUGUUGCCACUCCAGUCCAGCAGGACUAGCCAGGAGGAGAGCACACCCUUUGUACUGGACUUGCAGAACCUGCCAGGGUUGGCCAGUGUCAACCUGAGUGCUCAGAACCCAAAUAUACAGGUGACCAUUGAGGUGGUGGAUGAUCCUCAGGCAGAGAUGGAGAUGGACCUGCUGAAAGAGACUAGCAAUGACUGGUCCCUGACCUCCUCUGAGUGGCUGUCCCACAGAGACCUCUUCUGGCCACUCUUCUGGGAAUACACAGACCCCACUGAGGAGGAGGAGGAAGAUGACAACCUAGACAUAGAGGAUAGGGGGGAAGAGGAAGAAGAGGAGGAGGAUUACACAGCAGAGUAUGAUGAAGAGGAGGUGACACUGAGCGGAGUGGGAGGCAACUGGGACCAGAGAUGGUCAGGGCAAAAGAACUGGAUCUUUAAAGAAAAAUAUAAUUAUGACUAUGAAGAUGAAGAGGAAUGGAGUCCUUGGUCCCCUUGCAGUGUAACUUGUGGUAGUGGCAACCAGAAGAGGACUCGGUCCUGUGGCUAUGCCUGCACAGCCACUGAGUCAAGAACCUGUGACCUACUCCAGUGCCCUGGAGCUGAUGGGGAGUUGGUCUUCACUACCGAGACACCAUUUGAGGGGGAGAACACCACAGAGAUGUUCAACUCAGAAGUGGACAGCUGUGAGAAAUGGCUGAACUGCAAAAGUGACUUCCUCACUAAGUACCUGAGCAAGGUGCUGACAGAUCUGCCCAGCUGCCCCUGCUCCUACCCCCUGGAGGCAGUUUACAGUGCUGUGAACCUGCGGGACGAGUACCAUGGCAAGAAUUUCCGGUGGCGGGAUGCUAGCGGGCCCAAGGAGCGGCUGGACAUCUACAAGCCCACAGCCCGCUUCUGCCUACGCUCCAUGCUCUCCUUGGACAGCACCACACUGGCUGCCCAACACUGCUGCUAUGACGAGCACACCCGUCUCAUCACACGGGGCAAGGGGGCUGGUGUUCCUAACCUUAUCAGCACGGAGUUCUCCCCAGAGCUGCACUACAAGGUGGACAUGCUGCCUUGGAUUCUGUGCAAGGGGGACUGGAGUCGCUACCACGCUGUUCGGCCCCCCAACAAUGGGCAACAGUGUGCAGAUAACCCCACCGAGGAGGAAUACCUCUCCCAGCUGCAGGAGGCCAAGGAGUAUUAGCUGGGCUCAGGCAAGUGAGAGGGGAGCAGGAUGUGGCAGGUCCAGCCUGUAACCUACCAGAAGAACCAGGAAGCCUGUAUUUCCUACUGCAGGGAAAGUCUGCAGGCCACAGUGGCUCUGGAGUUGUCCCUUGCUUAGCUCUCCUUUGGGAACAGAAUAGUCCAAGAGAGGGACAAAGCCCCAGGCCCAGCAUCCAGGCUCCCCAUCAGUGCCAAGCAGGGGUGGGGUGUGGAUUUCUUUUAAAUCUGGGUUGUUGCAAUAACCUUCCCAGUUGUCUAAGGGGCCAAAUUGAUUGUCAUUGCCCAGCUGUUCUGAUGAGGGCAUUCUUUUUUACACUAGCUCGCUCCCUCCUGAUAGCACAGGAGGCAAUGAGCAGCUAGGGGCAAUGGAAGCCAGCAGCAGCUGAAAGCAGAGGGGACAUACAAGGGGAAAGGGAGCAGUUCCCCAUAGUUUGCUGUGAAGUAUUAAUUAGACUCCCAUGAGAUGGCUGAGGAGUUUCAGGGUCUUUUUAGAGAAAUGCCCUCAGCUCCUGAUUUGUCUCCUGUUUGAGGCAGCUGUGCUGGUGGAAUGACUACACUAAGAGUUGCUGCUCUGGUAAAGAUUUAGCAGCUUUAUCUGGUCACAAGAUGCAACUAUGUAAGCAUUUGCCCCAGUAGUCCUGGGUCUCCCCUGAAACCUGGGACAGAUUCUCCUAGGGGAGCAGUGUUAUUGAAAAGUCCUGGUGGCGUGAGUAGAAUGGGGGCUUGUCUCCCUGGAUCUGACAUCUCGCACAUGGAGACUUUCAAACAACUAGUGAAAGGCCUGUACCGUGCUUAUGUGGCUGGGGGAAUGGGAGGAGGGUGUGGGUGCUGAAAUCUUUGUGAAAACAUCACCUCUCCAAGGUGGUUGGGGAGGAUAACAAGGCACAACUAGUGCCAAGGCCAGGGGAAGAUCAGGACAGUGGGACAAGCAGGUAUUCACAUGGGGCAGGAAAAGGAAAUGGUCAAAUGUCCAUUUGUCAAGUGACCACUUAUUCCUCAUUUCCAAAUGGGACAGGCAGGAGGACUUGUUAGAAGUCUCAUCACAGCUCAUGGCUAUACCCUGGCUCUCUCCGGCAGACCAGCUUUGCUGUGCAUGGCAGCGUUAAGGCAUCUGUGGACUAGCAGAUCCCAGACACGUCUUUUUUCUGGCUCAUUUUGGGUGCAUGAGGCAACCCUGUUCUGUGUCUCUGCAUGUCCCCUUGGAAGGAGAAAGAGAAUCUCCCUUCCAAUGCUGAUUCUGCCCUGACCAGGGUUUGCUUCCUGCAGGUGGCAGAUGGUUUUGGCAUGAUAAGGACCACAUGGAGUCCUUACCCUUCUGCACAUAGACGCUUCUUUCCUUGAUAUCUCCCUCAGAGAGGUUUUAGCCAGUGUGUUCUCCAGCCCGCUUCUCUACUGGAGGAUGGGGAGAAUGAUGAAAGUUGGGCACUGCCAACAGCUUAGCAUCUGGUUAAAGCAGGCAGACAAGCAUCCACCUAUUUCUCUUGGGAACUUUCACUGCCCACGUCCUUUCUUCCUCUCAUCCCAGCUCCUCACAUUCCUAUCCACCUAGCCUCUCCUCUGCUAGGCAGUGGGAGAUGGAAAGUGUCCAAAAGGUGUCCAAUGUCUGGGGAACUGGCUCCAAGGUCGGACCCAGAGAGUGGUAGUUGACGGAAGUGAAUCAACAUGGCACUUGGUGACUAGUAGUGUCCCCCAAGGCUCUGUCUUUGGAUCUGUACCCUUUAAUGUCUUCAUAAAUGAUCUGGACACUAGUGUCAAAAGUGGACUGGCCAAAUUCGCUGACAACACCAAACUUUGGGGAAGAGUGUCUACACUUGAGGAUAGGUUGGUGAUCCAGGCCAACCUAGAUAGGCUUGCAAGGUGGGCAGAUGAAAACUUGAUGGCAUUCAAAUGCAAAUUGUUCCACCUCGGGAAUAAAAACCCACAUCACACUUGUAGGCUCAGCAAUGCUACACUUGCUAGCACCAUGACCAAAAUAGACUUAGGGGUCAUGAUUGAUCACAAAGUGAAUAUGAGCCACCAAUGCAAUACCUCAGCUGGCAAAGUUGAACAGAACUCAGGCUUGCAUCUACUGAUGCAUCUUGAGCAGGACCCAGGAUGUCAUCCUCCCAUUGUACUCGGCCUUGGUGAAGCUGCAGCUGGAGUACUGCAUCCAGUUCUGGGCUCCACAAUUUAGGAAGGAUGUGGAGAAGUUUGAAAGAGUCCAGAGGAGAGCCAUGCACAUGAUCAGAGCGCAAGAGAACAGGCCUUAUGAAGAGAGGCUGUGAGCUAUGGGACUUCAGACUGGAGAAGCGCAGGCUCAGGGGUGACACAGUGGCAGCCUAUAAGUGCACACCACUUAUGCAUCAGGAUCUGGGGGAACAUCUGUUCACCAGAGCACCCCAGGGGGAAGGCAAGGUCCAACAGUCACACACCUCUGCAAGACCAUUUUAGACUGGACAUAAGGAAAACCUUUACUGCCCGAGCUCCCAAGGCCUGCAACAGACUCCCCGCAAAGGUGGUGCAAGCACCUACUCUGGACACUUUCAAGAAACAUUUGGAUGCUUAUCUUGCUGGGAUCCUUUGACCCUAGCUGACUUCCUGCCCCUUGGGCAGGGGGCUGGACCCGAUGAUCUUAUGAGGUCCCUUCUAGCCCUAAUGUCUAUGGAAUCUGUGGAUGGGCAGCAGUUGCUCAGCAGGAGAUUGUCUUCUAUGCUUGUCAUGACCCUCAGUUUGUCUUCAGGACUCUGCAGGGUAGUCACUGACUUCACUCAACAGCUCCCAGCCUUCUGGGGCUAGAAGGAACAGAGGGACCAGACCAAAGGCUAUAUAUAUAGCUCCCUGCCACCUUUACUAAAAAUUCCUUGGUCAUGGCCCACAGUCCUGUUUUUGGACCUGUAUGUCACCACCAGAAAUGUUCUUUCAUUGCUGAAGAUCCAACUAGCCCAUCCUGCAGCUAGUUUUGUGAAUUAGUUUAGGGCAUGGAGGUUUGACCAUAAACUCACCCUGUGGACUAACAAAUAUGUGGUAGGUUGGAUCAAGAUGUGGCAGUAGUGGCAUCUAGUGGUCAUUUUGGAAAAUAGCAAGUGUGUCAUUGUCCUGGCAUACAAAAACUAGAACUCUUGGUUCCAAAAUUAUACCUUUUAUUAGACCAACUGGAAAAUGGCAAGAAAAUUGUCCUUUUCUGCAAGCUUUCAGGAUCAAAGUCCCUUUGUUAGGCUCUGGGAAAAGCGUAGAUGGUACAAGAAGGUAAAAAGUCCCCAUAGGUAGGAAAUAAACUUCAUUUUUGCACAGAGAGAGCUGAAGAUGGAAGUCUGUCCCUGUGGGUCCAUGAGAGUCUUUGUGAGCUGUGUUGAAUAGCUCUUUGAUGUGUUGAUCAGGUAGAAGUUCUUCCCUGAAGGUGUCAGAUGGGAGGCAGGGAGGUAAAAAAAAAACUUCCUUGUAGUUCUGCAAUUAAGUUUAAAAUCCAGAAUUGACUGACAUUUGGCAUCUCCCAUGUUUCAGGGGUGUACUUGGUAGCUGUGUUGGUCUGAGACAAAAAGACAUGCAAAAAAACUAGAACUCUUGGUUCCAAAAUGAUACUUUUUAUUAGACCAACUGGAAAAUAGCAAGAAAAUUGUCCUUUUCUGCAAGCUUUUGGGAUCGAAGUCCCUUCGUCAGGCUCUGGGAAAAGUGUAGAUGGUACGAGAUGGUAAAAAGUAAAUUGUCCUGGAGAACCCAUUGUUCUGUGUGGAUGACUGAACUCUGAUGGGUGAUGGGAAUAAGCCACUCGUGACUGAGGGUCACAAAUGUCAUCUCCUUCCCCAGCAAUGUCUUCUGCUUUCUGUGAUGCUCCCUUAAGAACUUAGUUACACAAAGUGUGGCAGCCUUGCCCCAUCCCACAGCGAAUUAGCAGGCAAUGUUUAGUUAUGCCCUGUCAUUUCACUUUAGGCUCAUUGAUCUGCCUACACAUCUUUCUGUGCAUGAGAUAAGGGUCUCAAAAGUCCUGUCUCAGUGUUCCUUAGUAUCUUGUAUAGGCUCAGUAUAGCAGGGUGAACCACAACUUUCCUCUUUAUAAUAAAAUAUGAAAGAUAGUUUGUCCCACUGUCAGAGAGAGAGUAAGGUGAGGAGUUCAUCUGUCAUGACAAAGGAGUAGAUUCCUAGGUCUGACCUUAGGUUCAUGGGAAGGAAAACUCUCCAGGUACAGUGUGUCUUGUUCUUUCCUUCCUUCCCUCAUACCUGCUGGCUGUACGUGGAAGCAACCAUUAAUUCCUGCCUCAAAGACAGUCAUGUCCUAAUGUCAGGAAGGGAGCUGCUGAGUCAUUACACCCCCUGCAACUAGAACUGUGCCAUUUCCAUUGCAGAGGACCCAGGAGACUCAAGAUUUGACUAAACCAAAGUGGGUAUGGCUAGGAAAGAAUGCAAGCAUAACAAUAAUUUACUUGGUGGAUGGAUUCUACUAAUCACCAAGCCACACACAUUCAAAGAACUAUACAAUUAGAUACCAUACCCUCUCAGUGGUUGUUCUUGGCAUUUCUGGAGUGCCCAUUCACUGGUGGGAGCCUUGCCUGAGUUUUCCAGCUCUUCCCAUAUAAUUGACCCAUUGCUUCUUCCUCCAAGGAUAUUUUGUAGCCAAUACCAAAGGUUCCCAGUCUUUUGGCUGAGGGUGUAGGCUUUAAUGUCACUUCUUCGGUACUUCCCUCAGUGGCUUCUGGGGUACCCACCAGCCUAACACAACAGGCAGCUGUUCAGAGUAUCCUGAAUAAAACAAAUUUAACUGGCAGAGGAAAUGAAGAGAUAAUCAAGUAAAAAAAGUAAGAAUAAUGGGAUCACUAGUAAGCUAGGACUACCCUGAACACAGCUGACUGGUCCAUGCCUUUCUGCAGAAUAUAGGUUAAGUGAGGGGGAACCCUUCCAAGGCCAGAGGUCUCUAUAUCUGAUUGCUAUAUGUUGUUUCUCUUAAGUGCAUAGUAGGUUGGAUCAAGACGUGACAGGAGCAGAAAUAGACUGGAAUCUGUUUCCUGGGCUCAGGAGCACCCAAUAUUUCAGCUGUUUUGGGAUCUCUCUAUCAGCCCCUCUUGUAUCUGUUGACCCUUUUUGCUUCUGUUCCUUGGGGAACAAUUUGUUCUGGGUCACCAGCAUGUGGGGCACUGUCACUGGUCAAAGUGUGUAUUUACCAAGUUGCCACAUGCUGAGUGAUCAUUGUUUAAUAAUGAUAGUGCAUUGUCACUCACAGUAGCUGAUUGGUACAGAAGCCCCAAGUUGCUGGCACUGCAAAAACAUAUACAGACAUAGCCCCUUCUGAAAAGAGCUUACAAUCUAAGGUGACAGAUUCUGUAUGAAGACUGGGAGGUAGAAACAGAGAACCACUAAUUCUAGAGAAUGUAGGUAUUACUAUGUUCUCCCCACUAUCAUUUAUUGGUGGGUUUCUUAUGGAUUUUGUGACAGAGGUUGUUCAUGAGAUAUUUGGUUGAGGUGACAGCAGUGGAGUGAUGGAUCCAUUGCAGAAGAGCAGUCCAUGUCUAAGGACAGUUUGGAAGAAGAGAGGUUGCUGUUUAUGUGCCAGGCUGCUGAGUGGAAUCAGUCAAUGAUGGAGGGAUACACUCAUGGGCCAACAGAUAAUCUUUUUAUAUGUCCUCUUCUACACUGAAUGACAUUGGCCAACUUUAAAAAACUCUCUCAUGAGUAGAGGCUAUUUAAGAUCAGUUUGUCUCCUACUGUUUAAGAAAUUUCCACCUCUUAAACUUGUCUACAUUUCAAACAGGUGCACAUUCAGGCAGCGUAUCUGCAAGCAUCCUUUCUGAGAAGAGGGCUUCAGGAUGUCAGUCAUCCAGCUUUGCUAAGCCAGGAGACUUCCAAGUAAACACUUGCCUUCUAUUGAGUACUGUUGCAGGUUAAAAGCACCCUCACCCCCAUUCACACUGAGUUUGUCAAACAGUACAAGCCUAAAAACAAAAACAGCAAUUUCUGUAACAAACCUAGUUCCUAUCAGACACCUGGUGAGAACUUCAGCAGCACAGAGCUCCUGUUUAAAAACCCAGUUAAGAGCUGAGUGGGUCUUACACUGUCCUGCUUGGAAGUUUUGGAAGAUUUAGGCAUGAAUGGGAGAUUGGCAAGCAAGAAGCCACAGCUCUUGUCACACAAGCACCUUAUGCAUCCAGGAAGCUUUGCCAAGCAUUGCUAGAAGAGUAGGCAUUUAGGCAAGUGUUUAUUUUUAUAUCCCAUCAAAAAUCCUAUCCAGCCACAACUAUUUAAGCUGGUAAAGAACUUACUUUAUCAUCACCCCCUACCUCGAUUGUGUUUUAUAUAAUAUAGAUAUCUACAGAUAUAUAUCUAUAGAUAUAUGUAUCUAUAUAUCUUUUACUCCUACAAAACUGUGUAGUGGGGAAUUCUUUAUUCUGACUUUGCAAUAAAGCACUUUAUUUACAAUGUAUGUAUUGUUGUUGAUGUUGUUCAGUGGUGUUCAACUGUAUAGUGCUGGAUAGUUUUUUGUUUUAUGGGACAACAUAAUGUUAAAUGCUGCAUAUUUGGAUCCAUGUCCAUUGCUGGAUUAUAAGGAGCCUGACAUAUUUGCUGACUUUUAUUUUUCUUUAUUGUUUGUGUUUUGAUAGUGAUGGGCGAACCGUAAGUAACAUGAAGCAGGCAUUUCAGAGUCUACUCUGAACCUUGCAGACUCCAAAUUUCAGGUGAUCAGACACUCCUGGAGGAAUCUUGUUCUCUUGGCCUGGUAGUCCCACAAGACUAGCCUUCUCUGUGGUACAGUGAUACUUCUGUUCCCAGCAGACAUGGGGGAAAGGAGGGGGGGAAAUGAAAACACCUUAAAUUGCUUUCAAAGUCAAAUUGAAUUUUUCAUAGCUCCAAGUCUUGGAUUUUUGGGAAGAGGGAAAGGAUCAUGGCAGGUUUCAUUAUAGCUGGUUCACCCAUCCCUACACUUUAAUGUUCUGGUCUCUUCCUGUACAGUAUUUAUUGUAUGUGAUGGCUGUGGUAGCUUAUGAAAUAGGGAGUGAUGCUGGUGAAUGGAUCCGCACUAUUGAGCCAUGUUGUGUGUGUGAACUAAGUGCAGAGGCUUUACCAAAAGGGAAGUGAUAUUACAGAUGUCUCUUACCAAUAAACUUUCUUGUUACCACGUG
This is a messenger RNA of Alligator mississippiensis (American alligator), 31987 nucleotides long. RefSeq names its product isthmin 2 (gene ISM2). The transcript is spliced from 5 exons. The coding region runs from base 23341 to 24882 and encodes 513 amino acids. NCBI's taxonomy places the organism in Eukaryota, Metazoa, Chordata, Crocodylia, Alligatoridae. The record is from RefSeq and is a predicted model, not a curated record.